AGGUAGAUAUUGAUGUCUGCACUAAUUCCUUUGACCAAGAAAGGAUUAAAACACAUAUAUCUUAUAUUGAACAUUUUUAUCUUUUUUAGAUUUAAUUUAUUUUCUGUAUGAUGAAAUAAUGAAUCGCGCAGAUAAUUCAAGUUUAUUUUAUUUUAUUACUGAACUUUUAAAUAAAACAUAUAAAUAUCAAAUUGGUGAUUUGCUUGAACCAGAACGAUUUUCAGUUGCACAUGUUCACCUUAUUAUUUGGACAUUUACCGUUUUAACCUAUUUACUAUGUAUCCCGUUAACAAUUCAUUUUUUUCGUGAACGAAUCUAUUCAAAUAUAGUUGAUUAUUUUUCAAUACAAAUUUUAUUAUGCUGUUUUAUUGCAUGGAUACCAGCAUUUAUUCUACUAAUUUAUCAUUGGUUUCAAAAGUAUAUACUAAGAUUAUGCCGAUUUCAUUAUAUUAUACUAUCAACAAAUGAAACAGUAAGUACAAAUCAUAGUUAA
This is a messenger RNA of Didymodactylos carnosus, 493 nucleotides long. NCBI's taxonomy places the organism in Eukaryota, Metazoa, Rotifera, Eurotatoria, Philodinida, Philodinidae. The record is from the annotation of a GenBank genome assembly.